AUGCAAAGCCUCGGUGUUUCUGUUGUUUCUAUCACAGGAGACAGCCAACAUAACUGCGGUUAUUGUAAAGGCAAAGACACGUCCAUCUCAUUCGGUAUAUGGGCGCAUAGUAUGACUUGCACUGAUUAUCAAGACUUGAUCGACAGAGGCUGGAGACGAUCUGGAAAGUAUCUCUAUAAACCAGACUUGGAAAAGAGUUGUUGUCCUCAAUACACGAUUCGACUUGAUGCUUCUCGGUUUAAUACAACAAAGAGUCAAAAGAAGAUUAUCACCAAAUUCAACAAGUAUAUCAAGGGAACAUGGGAUCCAAAAAGGACCGAUAAAGAUGUACCAAAAGGCAAACAGGAGCAAGUAUCUAAACCAGAUAACUAUGUUCAAAUCAAAUCCUUACGAGACUAUAUCCAUGAAUCUGAAGUGACAGAGAAUAGUAAAUAUAAUUUUAAGGUUGAGCUAGAGCCUUCUUCCUUUACUCAAGAGAAAUUUGAGCUAUAUGCCAAGUAUCAAAAGAGUAUACACCACGAUAAAGAAGAAGAUAUUAGCAAGAGUGGGUUCAAACGGUUCUUGAUUGAUUCACCCUUAAAACCUGAAAAGAACAUGUUUGGAUCCUUUCAUCAAAAGUAUAUUUUGGAUGGUAAACUGGUUGCUUUAGCAGUCAUUGAUAUCUUGCCCAAAUGUGUCUCUUCUGUCUAUUUCUUGUAUGACCCAGACUAUAGCUUUCUUAGUCUAGGGAAAUACAGUGCUUUUCGAGAAAUCAGUCUAGUACAAGAAUACCAUGAUAAAAUGGAUUCACUUCAGUAUUAUUAUAUGGGCUUCUAUAUCCAUACAUGUCCUAAAAUGAAUUACAAGGGACAAUAUGCUCCUUCAGACUUAUUAGAUCCUAUUGACUAUACUUGGCAUCCUAUAGAAGAUUUUCGUAAAGAAUUCGAACAGCAAUCCUUUGUCACUUUUGUAAAAGAAACGCGCAAUUAUCCAGCAGGAUGGGCUGAUCCAAGCACAAUCACAAAACAAGCAUUGGAAAAGGUACUUGUGCUACUUGGACAAGACAGAGUUGCACCUGUCAAUUACCUUGUCAAGUUUGAUUCUCCUGCAUUUAAAAAGAUCAUUGUGGACUAUGUUUGUGCUGUUGGCUUAAAGAUGGCACAAAAAAUGAUUAUUUGCUGA
Messenger RNA from Gilbertella persicaria, 1161 nucleotides. RefSeq names its product arginine-tRNA-protein transferase. Gene Ontology annotation, cellular component: cytoplasm. The coding region runs from base 1 to 1161 and encodes 386 amino acids. The transcript is spliced from 3 exons. Gene Ontology annotation, molecular function: arginyl-tRNA--protein transferase activity. Gene Ontology annotation, biological process: protein arginylation. The record is from RefSeq and is a predicted model, not a curated record. NCBI's taxonomy places the organism in Eukaryota, Fungi, Mucoromycota, Mucoromycetes, Mucorales, Choanephoraceae.